CCGGCGGCCGCCGCAGCUGUCAAUCACCGGCGGGCUGAGCUCCGCGAGGCGGGAGCGGCGGCGGCGGCGGCAGCGGCGGCGAUGGGACCCCAGCGAGAGAUCUGCGGCUAGCUGGCUGCACUUGCUCCACGGGUCGGGGGAUCGGAGGGGGCAGGUUUGAAGGAUGUGCCGUUAGAAAAGAAAGGUCAAAGCCUGACAAGGAGAAGAGGAAGAAGAAACCUUCAAAGCCAGAGCCAGCGGGGCUGACGGCUGUGGAUGUUGUCAUUCCAGCUGGGAAGGAUGAGUUCUUGCACGAACAUCUGCGGGUCAAAGCAAGCACAGGCCGCUCCUGAGGGCGGGCACCAGCGCUAUGGAGUCCGGUCCUACCUGCACCAGUUUUAUGAGGACUGUGCCACCUCGAUCUGGGACUAUGAGGAUGAUUUCCAGAUCCAGAGAUCACCUAAUCGGUGGAGCUCAGUAUUCUGGAAGGUCGGACUCAUCUCCGGCUCGGUCUUCGUGAUCCUCGGACUGACUGUCCUGGCAGCGGGCUUUCUCGUCCCCCCCAAAAUCGAAGCCUUCGGCGAGGCUGAUUUUGUGGUGGUCGACACCCACGCCAUCCAGUUUAACGGAGGUCUUGACGCCUGCAAGCUGGCGGGGGCUGUGCUCUUCUGCCUGGGGGGCACGUCCAUGGCUGGGUGCCUGCUGAUGUCGGUGUUUGCGAAGAGCUACUCCAAAGAAGAAAAGUUCCUCCAGCAGAAGUUUAAAGAGCGGAUCGCAGACAUCAGGGCCCACGUCCAGCCCAUCACGAGGGCUCCAGGCCCCGGGGAAACCAAGAUUCCGGUCACUUUGUCCAGGGUUCAAAAUGUGCAGCCUAUAGCGGCGACCUGAAGUGCAUCCCACCCUGGGCUCCCCUCUCGAUUGCUUGGUGUUCACGUGGAGCUGGGGGCAGGCUUGGAGAUGAUGGGGCUUUGGCCUUGACUUGACCCCUCCGGGCGGGGCUCAGUGGGGGCGUGAGCUCACCUGGAUGAGCUCAGGUGGUGGUGAGGCUGCGCGGAGACCUGUGUUUGCACCGAGCUGCUGAAAGGGUGCUUCCGUGUGCCCAGCGGGCACCCCAGGGAGCUCCCCUCGGCUAUCGUGACUCUGUGGUGUCCGUGUUACUGGAAGGCGCUGAGCAGGGUAGACCAGAUGGCCAGUGGUGACGUGCUCUGUUUUAUUUUCUAAUAUUGGUUUUCUUGAUCUUUCCUGUGUGGUGCUGCUUCCGCUCCUGUCUCACUACACAUAAGAUAUUGUUUUGUGUGUUCACGGAAAAAUCGAGCUCCUUGAUUUUGACCCAAACAUUAGUCUUUUCACAAUAUCUUAACAUGAGGUUACUGAGACUAGAUGCGAAUGUAUUGGAGUUCUCCACCAAUCUUUUGUUUUGUCCAGUUUUUUUUCUUUUAUUUUUUUGCAAUUGGAAAGCUAAAAUUGCCAACUUUAGAAUCUUGGGGAAGAAAUUAACAUUAGGGAUAUCUAUGCAGUGUCCACACGCCAGGGAAUGAGAUGCUACCACUAAGUAGCCGUGUGACCUUGGGGGGAAUUUAACCUCCUCACCUCAGUUUCCCCAUCUGUAGGAUGGAGAUCCUGGACUGUGGUGUCUGAGAUUUCCCACUUUGCCAUGUGUCCUCGUGUCUCUCCAAGGACAUGUUUGCGAUGUCCCUGUGGCUCUCUCCUCAGUGGCACUGUUUCAGAUCUGGACUCGCAGAAACGUCUCUGAGUCAGCAGCUACUGUCAGUACCCAGCCCCCUGCAGUUUACACAGCGCUGUUGUGGUUUUUAUAAAGACAAAAGUAAGCCAUCCUCCAAUAAGAAACCUGUGAGUCAGUAUUAACUUUUCAAAGGGUUUUCUUUCUCGCAUAAGGUGUUUUAUGCUCAGGCAAGAUGCUCAUCUCGUCCCUAUGCACUUUCACUGAAUCUGCGGAUUGAAGCCGGACUGAGGAACGUGUGACCGCGGUAUUCUCUCAUAAUGUAUGCCACCCUCGAGUUCUGUCUCUCUUUCCUCUCUUCCUUCACUGGGUAAAUAAAACAUGUGAACAAGCGGAA
Suricata suricatta (meerkat) is the source of this 2057-nucleotide messenger RNA. RefSeq names its product neurensin 1 (gene NRSN1). Gene Ontology annotation, biological process: nervous system development. NCBI's taxonomy places the organism in Eukaryota, Metazoa, Chordata, Mammalia, Carnivora, Herpestidae. The coding region runs from base 256 to 867 and encodes 203 amino acids. The transcript is spliced from 4 exons. Gene Ontology annotation, cellular component: transport vesicle; neuron projection; neuronal cell body. The record is from RefSeq and is a predicted model, not a curated record.